UACAUUGUCCAUUCACCACGGAAACAAUGUAUCAGUAAGCCGAACAAACGCGUUUGCUCUCACAACUGUGAAUGAUAGCUAAGAACAAUGGUGUUCUUGAAAUCCUCCGGUGAUAUUUUGCCGCAACAUUCGUCCGGAAUUUGCAAUUAUAAGUUAUUUGGUGCUAUCUUGAAGAUAAUUGACGCGACAAAUGGAGUUGCGUUGAAUCGACGGAGAAGAAAACUACUUCUUACACUUUAGGUUAUGCUUCUUCUUUCUGGAUACUAUAAUAUCUUUGACAGUAAUACUUACAAUGUUAUGAAGAAAAUCUACUCGGCAAGUCACAAUAUUGAAUUAUUUCUUGAAAUUUUAAAUUUGAAAUCUCGUUCUUGCACUAGGUUAUCAAAUUGAGAUAUCGUAGGUGCUGUUUCUCUCUAUUUGUAUGCAUGCCAUAUAUAUAUUCAACUUUAUGUUCACAAAUCAAGAAAACCCCAAAUUCUGAAGAAAAUCUACUCAGCAAGUCACAAUAUCGAUCCUCGUUUUUUUUAGAUGACUAGAUAAAGCCCCAUGACCCAACUGAUAACCCUUUCUGGAUAUCUGAAAAAGUAAUUGGAGCUCACGUUAUUUGAUUAGUGUGACUGUAUUGUAUUUGUUAUCUAUUUCUCAUGAUCUUGAUAUUUUUUUGGGAUAAUGAUCAAAGUACCCCUCAACCUAUGCCCGAAAUCUCAGAGACACACUUAUACUAUACUAAGGUCCUAUUACUUCCCUGAACUUAUUUUAUUAAUAAUUUUCUACUCCUUUUCGGCUUACAUAGCUGUAUCUUAUGGGGUCAACGCUGGUUGACUUUUUUUUUCAACCUAGUGUCACGUAAGCCGAAAAGGGUAAGAAAUUACUUAUAAAAUAAGUUCAGGGGAUAAUAGAACCUUAGUAUAGUAUAAGUGUGUCUCUGGGAUUUCGGGCAUAGGUUGAGGGGUACUUGUGCAUUUUCCCUAUUUUUUUAGCUUAUUAACAUUAUUAUGGCAUAACACAUGUGUUUGCUGAUCCUACUAGGCACUAGCUACUUAACAAAGGAAGAUGACGUUAUCACAUUGGAGGAUUGCACAUUCCUUUGGCUCUCCUUGCGGAAGAUGCUCAAUAACAACUUGGGCAGAUAUUUGCACAAUCCUUCAAUUAGUCCUUCUGAAGAUGCUUAAGAAUAAAUUGGUAAUGAUGAAGAAGAACCGUGAGUGACAAUACACUUGAAGCGCUGCUGGGAGAUUGCCCAUAUUUACAGGAAUUUUAUAUGGACUAUGAUCGAUCAACUUGGGUGUUGGGCGCCAGUUUUUUCUGCAAACAACAAAGUAAAUAUAGUCUUUUUAAUUCUAAUUAAUAAUAUUUACCACUCACGUUAGAAAUCCUUAGCUUAACCAUGUCAUAGAUUCGUCCCAUGAUUAUAGCUGUCGUAGCACUAUUUUGUACAGUUCAAUGCUUUAUCAUACUGUCUAUAGCAUUUUGCCAUUGCUUCUUCAUUUUCAGUAUUUCCUUUUUUUAUAUGCUUUAGACUGUUUUUUCUUGAGUUGAGGGUCUAAUGGAAACAACCUCUCUACCCUCAAGGUAGGUAGGGGGGUAAGGUUUGCGUACGCCUAUCUCUACCCUUCCAGAACCCACUUUGUUUACAUUGGAUAUGUUGUUGUUGUUGAAAUGUACGAUUAUAUUUGUAAGGUACUCCCGAAGUCAAACAUCUAGAGCACGACAAAUAAACAUUUAUUGUUCAGACAUUUUCGUCAAGAAAUCCAGUCAAUGGUAAAAUCAAAGUCAUUUCUUUAUUAAUGAUGAACACAUUUUAGAACUAGUCCUAAUAAAUAUGGAAGUAGCGACAACUUCAAAAUUAAUGCCUAGUAACUCUCUCGGGGGUGGGGGCAAGAAGGAAAAGGGAGUUACAACAUGGUGCUCCUGCUAUUUAAAGGCCCUUCUCCCCUGAUAUGAUCCAAUAUAGAGAAGACAUGGAUUUCGAUAGUUCGUUAAUGGAACUCCCAAAAUCCUCAUCAGCACUACCUUCAGAAUUACAAAGACCGAUUUGUAUGCAUAGCUCUAUGCCAAGUAUGCAUAGCUCUAUGCCAAGUAACAACAAAAUUCAGCAGGAUGAAGAUGAAAGAGACCCAAAGUUUAUGCAAUUGCUAAAAGAAAAUCUCUCCUGUUUCUGGAAUCAACAAAAGGAAGAAAUUCUACGUGCAGAUCCAAAGAGAAAACCUGAGAUGCCCCUUUCAAGGAUCAGACGGGCUAUGAAGUCAAAUGAUCAAGUAAAGAUGGUUAGCGCAACUUCUACGGUUCUGUUAUCGAAGGCAAUUGAGAUGCUUAUUAUGGACCUCACCUUACGUGCGUGGAUGCAAGCUGAUAAAGGCAAAUGUCGAACUCUGAAGCGUUAUGACUUUGCUAGGGCGAUAAGGGAUGAAGAGCUUUUCGAUUUCCUCUCUGACAUCGUUCCACUCCAGACCUAUAAGGUGCAAAAGGACGCAAAUGAUGGCCAAGGAAAUGAAUCUCACCCAGCUUAUCAAGUGCUUGAACCUAGUAACAUUCCACUAAAGUACCAAUUUCAGGUGGAAGAGGACUUGAAUGGUAGCCAAGGAAAUGAAUUUCACCCGGUUUGUCAAAUGGUUCAGCCUAAUAACAUUCCAGCUUCUUUUAUCAGUAACCAAGGAAUUCCAGUGCCUCUGGUUGAUUUAUUUCCUGAAUUUGAGUUCAAUAGUCAUGAUUUUUUAAUGGAAGAGGCAAAUGAUGUGCAAGGAAAUAAAUUUCACCUUGCUAAUCAAAUGGUUCAGCUUCACAACAUUCCAGUGCAAGGAGAAGAAAAUGAUGGCCAAGGCAAUGAAUUUGAGCCAGCUUCUAAUGUUCAGCCUGAUAAUAUUCCGCUGCAGCAGCUGUACCAAUUUCAGGUGCGACGGAAAGAAAAUGAUGGCCAAGGCAAUGAAUUUAACCAAGCUUCUAAUGUUCAGCCUGAUAACAUUCCGCUGCAGCAGCUGUACCAAUUUAGGGUGCGACGGAAAGAAAAUGAUGGCCAAGGCAAUGAAUUUAACCAAGCUUCUAAUGUUCAGCCUGAUAACAUUCCGCUGCAGCAGCUGUACCAAUUUCAGGUGCGAGGGGGACAAAAUGAUUACCAAGGCAAUGAAUUUGAGCCACCUAAUGUUCAGCCUAUUAACAUUCCGCUGCAGCAGUUGUACCAAUUUCAGGUGCGAGGGGAAGAAAAUAAUGGCCAAAGCAAUGAAUUUGACCCAGCUUCUAAUGUUCAGCCUAAUAACAAUCCACUGCAGCAGCUGUAUCAAUUUCCGGCGCGAGGGGAAGAAAAUGAUGGCCAAGAAAAUAAAUUUGAGCCAGCUUCUAAUGUUCAGCCUAAUAACAUUCCGCUGUACCAAUUUCAGGUGCGAGGGGAAGAAAAUGAUGGCCAAGGCAAUGAAUUUAACCAAGCUUCUAAUGUUUUUAACACUUCGCUGCAGUUGCUGUACCAAUUUCAGGUGCGAGGGGAAGAAAAUGAUGGCCAAGGCAAUAAAUUUAACCAAGCUUUUAAUAUUCAGCCUGAUAACAUUCCGCUGCAGCAGCUGUACCAAUUUCAGGUGCGAGGGGGAGAAAAUGAUUACCAAAGCAAUGAAUUUGAGCCACCUUCUAAUGUUCAGCCUAAUAACAUUCCGUUGCAGCAGUUGUACCAAUUUCAGGUGCGAGGGGAAGAAAAUGAUGGCCAAGGCAAUGAAUUUGACCCAGCUUCUAAUGUUCAGCCUAAUAACAUUCCGCAGCUGUACCAAUUUCAGGUGCGAGGGGGAGAAAAUGAUUACCAAGGCAAUGAAUUUGAGCCACCUUCUAAUGUUCAGCCUAUUAACAUUCCGCUGCAACAAUUGUACCAAUUUCUGGUGCGAGGGGAAGAAAAUGAUGGCCAAGGCAAUGAAUUUGACCCAGCUUCUAAUGUUCAGCCUAAUAACAUUACGCUGUACCAAUUUCAGGUGCGAGGGGGAGAAAAUGAUUACCAAGGCAAUGAAUUUGAGCCACCUUCUAAUGUUCAGCCUAUUAACAUUCCGUCAAUGUACCAAUUUCUGGUGCGAGGGGAAGAAAAUGAUGGCCAAGGCAAAGAAUUUAACCAAGCUUCUAAUGUUUUUGACAUUCCGCUGCAGUUGCUGUACCAAUUUCAGGUGCGAGGGGAAGAAAAUGAUGGCCAAGGCAAUGAAUUUAACCAAGCUUUUAAUGUUCAGCCUGAUAACAUUCCGCUGCAGCAGCUGUACCAAUUUCAGGUGCGAGGGGGAGAAAAUGAUUACCAAGGCAAUGAAUUUGAGCCACCUUCUAAUGUUCAGCCUAUUAACAUUCCGCUGUACCAAUUUCAGGUGCAAGGGGAAGAAAAUAAUGGCCAAGGCAAUGAAUUUGAGCCAGCUUCUAAUGUUCAGCCUGAUAACAUUCCGCUGCAGCAGCCGUACCAAUUUCAGGUGCGACGGAAAGAAAAUGAUGGCCAAGGCAAUGAAUUUAACCAAGCUUCUAAUGUUCAGCCUGAUAACAUUCCGCUGUACCAAUUUCAGGUGCGAGGGGGAGAAAAUGAUUACCAAGGCAAUGAAUUUGAGCCACCUUCUAAUGUUCAGCCUAUUAACAUUCCGCUGCAUCAGUUGUACCAAUUUCAGGUGCGAGGGGAAGAAAAUGAUGGCCAAGGCAAUGAAUUUGACCCAGCUUCUAAUGUUCAGCCUAAUAACAAUCCGGUGCAGCAGCUGUAUCAAUUUCAGGUGCGAGGGGAAGAAAAUGAUGGCCAAGACAAUGAAUUUGAGCCAGCUUCUAAUGUUCGGCCUAAUAACAUUCCGCUGCAGUUGAUGUACCAAUUUCAGGUGCGAGGGGAAGAAAAUGAUGGCCAAGGCAAUGAAUUUAACCAAGCUUUUAAUGUUCAGCCUGAUAACAUUCCGCUGCAGCAGUUGUACCAAUUUCAGGUGCGAGGGGGAGAAAAUGAUUACCAAGGCAAUGAAUUUGAGCCACCUUCUAAUGUUCAGCCUAAUAACAUUCCGCAGCUGUAUCAAUUUCAGGUGCGAGGGGAAGAAAAUGAUGGCCAAGACAAUGAAUUUGAGCCAGCUUCUAAUGUUCAGCCUAAUAACAUUCUGCUGUACCAAUUUCAGGUGCGAGGGAAAGAAAAUGAUGGCCAAGGCAAUGAAUUUAACCAAGCUUCUAAUGUUUUUGACAUUCCGCUGCAGUUGCUGUACCAAUUUCAGGUGCGAGGGGAAGAAAAUGAUGACCAAGGCAAUGAAUUUAACCAAGCUUUUAAUGUUCAGCCUGAUAACAUUCCGGUGCGAGGGGAAGAAAAUGAUGGCCAAGGCAAUGAAUUUAACCAAGCUUCUAAUGUUUUUGACAUUCCGCUGCAGUUGCUGUACCAAUUUCAGGUGCGAGGGGAAGAAAAUGAUGACCAAGGCAAUGAAUUUAACCAAGCUUUUAAUGUUCAGCCUGAUAACAUUCCGGUGCGAGGGGAAGAAAAUGAUGGCCAAGGCAAUGAAUUUAACCAAGCUUCUAAUGUUUUUGACAUUCCGCUGCAGUUGCUGUACCAAUUUCAGGUGCGAGGGGAAGAAAAUGAUGACCAAGGCAAUGAAUUUAAUCAAGCUUUUAAUGUUCAGCCUGAUAACAUUCCGCUGCAGCAGCUGUACCAAUUUCAGGUGCGAGGGGGAGAAAAUGAUUACCAAGGCAAUGAAUUUGAGCCACCUUCUAUUGUUCAGCCUAUUAACAUUCCGUUUCAGGUGCAGGCGGAGGCAAAUGAUGGCCAAGGAAAUGAAUUUCACCCAACUUAUCAAAUGGGUCAACCUAAUAACAUCCCAGCUUCUUUCAUCAUUCCAGAGCCUCUCAUGCUACCACCUCUGAUCAAUUCAUCCCCUGAACCUGAGUUUGACAUAGAUGAAUUUUUAAUGGACAUUGAGGAGGGACUUUAAAGUGGGAGUUAAACUCAGUUACUUGGUGUUUAGACAAAAAAAAAAGUGUCAUGUUUUAGGACUUUCUGCUGAAAGAAUGCAGUGUCUGUGUUAAGUGGUGUAAGCAAAAUGCUUCUAGAUACAUUGACCCUGUUUUCCUUUUUCUUUUUUAAAAAUAAAUAAGCAAAUGUGGGUGAUAAUACAUUUUUAUUGUAGUAAACAAAUUAUUAUCUAAUUUCUAGAUGCUUAUAUAUCUAUCUAA
This is a messenger RNA of Solanum pennellii, 6129 nucleotides long. RefSeq lists its product as uncharacterized. Gene Ontology annotation, cellular component: nucleus. The record is from RefSeq and is a predicted model, not a curated record. Gene Ontology annotation, molecular function: DNA binding; protein heterodimerization activity. Gene Ontology annotation, biological process: regulation of DNA-templated transcription. The transcript is spliced from 42 exons. Lineage: Eukaryota; Viridiplantae; Streptophyta; Magnoliopsida; Solanales; Solanaceae. The coding region runs from base 1941 to 5888 and encodes 1315 amino acids.